Molecule: messenger RNA, 813 nt
Organism: Ramularia collo-cygni
Lineage: Eukaryota; Fungi; Ascomycota; Dothideomycetes; Mycosphaerellales; Mycosphaerellaceae
Product: related to 60s ribosomal protein L2 (mitochondrial)
Exons: 3
Coding region: 1-813 (270 amino acids)
Biological process (GO): translation
Cellular component (GO): ribosome; mitochondrial large ribosomal subunit
Molecular function (GO): structural constituent of ribosome
Source: RefSeq, a predicted model, not a curated record
AUGGCGCCCACUCUCUCAUCUCGCGCGCCUUCCACAUGCGCAUUAUCUGCCUUAUCUUCAGCACUAUCCUCCCUUCGCCUGCAAUCUCUCCCAUCCGUCCGACACGCCUCACAUCAAGCUCAAGGUCGCGCAAAUGGAGCCAAAGACGGCCCAGGAAAACGACUGGGAGCGAAGAAGACGGGAGGAGAAUAUGUCGUCCCAGGCAACAUUCUCUACAAACAACGCGGGACCCUCUGGUUUCCCGGCGAGAAUUGCAUGAUGGGCCGCGACCACACAAUUCACGCCGCCGCUCCGGGCUACGUCCGCUACUACCGCGACCCCAACCUUCACCCCAAACGAAAAUACAUUGGCGUCGUCUUCAAAAAAGAACAUACCCUCCCCCAAGCCCCCAACGCCGUCCGACGCCGACAAUUGGGCAUGCUGGCCUAUCAAUCCAAAGACGUUGCAACUCCCGAAAUCCACUCCAUCGGCGACCUCACUCACGAAGAAGGAAGUGCGCCCGCCGCCAUCCCCAGCACGAAAAUUCGACAGAAAUCGAAUGAUGAUCGAGACGUCACCAUCCUACGAGGGAAAAAGGGAGAUACUCAUGAAGUCGUUCUGCACAUGAAAGGCAGGGGACAAUAUCGACAAGCAAAUUGGGAAAUUGGACGGGCCGCGGAAUUCAGUCAGAAGGCGAGGGAUGUGGAACCAUUUGUAAGAGGAGAUCGGUUCAUGGCGUGGAGGAAGGCGAGCAAGAGAAAGGCGGCGAAUGCCGAGAGGAGGAGUAUGGGCAGGGGUGGCAAAAAGGCCAAGGGUGGUGGAGGGAAGAAGUAA